AUGGCAGAGUCCACCGCUCCUUCGGCCAAGCGUGAGCGUUCGCCGUCCGGCACGCACGAGCUUUCCAACAGCGCUGCGCCCGCGUCCAGCAGCACCGUCGCGAGUGCAAAGUCGACGCAGCCCGACGCCAAGCGCCUCAAGAACGAGCCUGCCGCCACGCCUGCCCCUUCCUCUGGCGCAGCAAGCAUGUCGGCCGCCUCUGCGGCGGACGAGAAGCCGGCGGCGGACGCUGGUGCCUCUGCGGCGGCGGCGCCGCGCGAGGAGGAUGCGGUGGACAUUGGCUCGCACGAUGAUGCGGCCGCGCCGAGCACCAGCAAUGGCGCUGAUGCCGCUGCGCCCGUGAAGCAGGAGGGCGCAGCUGAGGGCGACGAUGCGGCAGGCCAGCCGCAGCAGCAGCAGCAGCAGCAGCCUGGCGAGUCGGGCGCAGAUGGCCUGGAGCCGCAGCACAUUGCAAUGCGCUCCCUCAUCAUCACUGGCGAUGCCAGUAUCAUCAUCGGCAAGCAGGGGCGCCACAUCAACGAGAUCCGCGACAAGAGCGGAGCGCGGCUGACGAUCAGCGAGAGCAUUCCGGGAAACCCGGAGCGCAUUAUGACUGUUGCAGGCCAGCUCGACGCCGUCAGCAAGUGCGCUCGAGCGAGCUUCGAGGCUUCGAGCGCCACAGCUUCAGCGCGCGCGGCAGAUCAGACGCUGACGCGCGGGAUCGUGCUGCUUCAGGCGUUCGGCCUCAUUGUGCGCCGCAUCAACGACGAGCCGUUUGACCAGCCGUCGGUGCCGGGCAGCCGGGCCGUGACGAUCCGCUUCAUCGUGCCCAACUCGCGCAUGGGCAGUGUGAUUGGCAAGCAGGGCACCAAGAUCAAGGAGAUCCAGGAGGCCAGCGGUGCGCGCCUCACGGCUGGAGAGGCGAUGCUGCCUGGCAGCACUGAGCGCGUGCUGAGCAUCUCGGGCGUGGCCGAUGCCGUGCACAUUGCCGUUUACUACGUGGGCACCAUCCUGCUCGAGCACCCCGACCGCAACGCCAACAACAUGACGUACCGCCCCACGGGCGGUGCCUCUUCGGCCGUGGCCAGUGUGCCGCCGCGCGGCAAUGCGCCAUAUGGCGGCGCGCCCGGCGCCGGCUCGCCGAAUGCCGGUGCCCAGGGCGGUUAUGCGUAUGGCGCCCAGGCGGCACCUAUGGCUGGGCCAGGCGCUGGAGGCCCCGGCAUGCCGCAGUACGGCGCCAACCAGGCGCUGCCGCCGGGCAGCCAGACGCAGCAGAUCUUCAUACCCAAUGAUCUCGUCGGCUGCAUCAUUGGCAAGGGCGGCCAGAAGAUCAACGAGAUCCGCCAGAUGAGCGCCUCGCACAUCAAGAUCAUGGAGCCGGGCGCGGGCAUCGCCGCCGGCGGCAGCGGCACCGAGCGUCUCGUCACCAUCACGGGCCCGCCAGCAAACAUCCAGCUCGCCGUCAGCCUGCUGUACCAGCGUCUCGAGCAGGAGAAGAUGCGGCUGUCGCAGGGCGGCGUGUCGCAGUAA
This is a messenger RNA of Tilletiopsis washingtonensis, 1509 nucleotides long. RefSeq lists its product as hypothetical. Lineage: Eukaryota; Fungi; Basidiomycota; Exobasidiomycetes; Entylomatales. Gene Ontology annotation, cellular component: cytoplasm; nucleus. The transcript has 7 exons. Gene Ontology annotation, molecular function: mRNA binding. Bases 1 to 1509 code for a protein of 502 amino acids. The record is from RefSeq and is a predicted model, not a curated record. Gene Ontology annotation, biological process: regulation of gene expression; regulation of RNA metabolic process.